Trypanosoma conorhini is the source of this 891-nucleotide messenger RNA. RefSeq names its product 26S proteasome non-ATPase regulatory subunit 10. Gene Ontology annotation, biological process: regulation of gene expression. The transcript has a single exon. The record is from RefSeq and is a predicted model, not a curated record. Gene Ontology annotation, cellular component: nucleus. NCBI's taxonomy places the organism in Eukaryota, Euglenozoa, Kinetoplastea, Trypanosomatida, Trypanosomatidae. The coding region runs from base 1 to 891 and encodes 296 amino acids. Gene Ontology annotation, molecular function: protein binding.
AUGAGCUCGCAUUUGUCGGAGCUUUGCAAGGCCAGUGAGGUGGGUCCCAUUAUAGAACAGCUUAGGCAGUUGUGCCCGCAACGCCUAAGUUUUGACGCAGCUGAGGAAGAGAAGGGGAUCCCCGUUGCUUCUGGCUUUACGAGCGAGGCAGAUGAGCAGAUGCGGUGCACCUUUGGAGGGAUUUGGGGCCAUCAGGACGAUGACGGCAGGACCGCGCUGCACUGGGCGGUGGCCAUGCGGAAUUUCUCGCUAGCUCGCACUCUCAUGAAGGCUCCCUAUUUCGCUCUUGCCUUGAGCGAGGAUCAUGGCGGGGCAUCACCGUUUACAACCGCCUGUAUGGUUGCCGCGCCAGGCGAGUUUCUGAGCGAACUCCUGGCCACGGCAGCGUUGCAACGAAGCUGGAAGGUGGCUCGGGAGCAAGGCGGCAUAAAUAAUACACCGGACAGUGCCACAGCGGGUGUGGGUUCGGACGGCGCAGAGGCUAUCGACGACCCCCUUGUGAAACACAAACUAGCUAUUCUCAAUCAAACUGACAGCCACGGGAACACGCCACUUUUGCACGCGGCGGGGCGAGGCAAACUUGCCACUGUGCGUCUCUUGUUGCAAUGGGGGGCCUCCAUUGACCAUCAAAACAGGCGCGGGCAGUCGGCGCUCCAUCGUGCUACGAGUCGCGGUGCAAGUGAUGUUGUAGAGGAACUUGUGACAACAAGUCAAAAGGAGCACAGCCGUGCAGAACACCGUCGGUGGAUGAAUCUGCAAGACUACCGGGGCGACACCGCCUUAUUUUACGCCUCCAUGGAAAAUAAUGAAGAGCUGGGUCGCUAUCUGCUGCGUCACGGGCUGGACCGCGAGAUCAGGAACAAGGAAGGAAAAGAGUUUUGGGAGGUAUAA